Messenger RNA from Aphis gossypii (cotton aphid), 561 nucleotides. RefSeq names its product transcription elongation factor 1 homolog. Gene Ontology annotation, biological process: transcription elongation by RNA polymerase II. The transcript is spliced from 4 exons. The coding region runs from base 154 to 402 and encodes 82 amino acids. Lineage: Eukaryota; Metazoa; Arthropoda; Insecta; Hemiptera; Aphididae. Gene Ontology annotation, molecular function: RNA polymerase II complex binding. Gene Ontology annotation, cellular component: transcription elongation factor complex. The record is from RefSeq and is a predicted model, not a curated record.
ACAUAAUGCAUAAAGUAUAAACUCGUGAUGAAACGAAUUAUUUAAAUUUAUCUCCUGAAGUCAGGAAUUCAGUAGUUGAGUUAUACAUAUAUUUUUAAUCGUGGACAGUACUAAAACUACGAUAGUAACUAUAAAAGUGACUAUAAUAGUGCAAUGGGACGUAGGAAAAGUAAAAGAAAGCCUCCCGCGAAAAGGAAAGCCAUAGAGCCUCUAGACACACAGUUUAACUGCCCGUUUUGCAAUCACGAAAAAUCUUGCGAAGUCAAAAUGGACAAAAGUCGAAAUGUGGGGAAAGUGUAUUGUCGGGUUUGCCUUGAGUCGUUUCAAACAACUACAAGCUUUUUGUCAGAACCAGUUGACAUAUAUAAUGAUUGGGUAGAUGCUUGUGAAGCAGCUAAUUGAUGAUGGGUGGCUACAGAAACAUAAAUAAAACAAAUGGGAACCAAUCCAAGCCAAAACAAUUUUGAAUUUUGAUUUAUUAAGUCUUGUUUUAUAGAAUUGUGUUUUAUAAUUUUUAUUGUUGUAGUCACCCUACACAAUUAAUAAAAGUAUAAAAUAUUA